Molecule: messenger RNA, 1166 nt
Organism: Amorphotheca resinae ATCC 22711
Lineage: Eukaryota; Fungi; Ascomycota; Leotiomycetes; Helotiales; Amorphothecaceae
Exons: 3
Coding region: 174-1046 (290 amino acids)
Source: RefSeq, a predicted model, not a curated record
CAAAAAAAAAAAAGCAGAUUAUCUUGCCUUUCUGUCCACAAAACUUGUUCACUUUCCCGCUCUGCAUUUCCCUGGCUUCUUUCUUGAGCAACAAGGCUCUUUUCAAACUCGGUCUUGCAUUCCCGAACUACAUUUGCAGCAAGGUACCUUAGCAAACGGACCCUUUGAACACGAUGGCCACGCAGGAAGAGCUAGCAGCUCUCUUCGCCCGCAACCUUUCCCUUCACAAUACAUACGUCGCUCCCGUACAAGAGCCUCCAAAGGUCGAAACGCCGAUCACGUACUCGAUCUCUCAGCAUUAUCAUCACUCCGCACACCUCGCUGCUGAACAGUCUUCGCCCUCAAGAUCUGCGUCGGAGCCCCCACAAACUGAUCAGCUCACAACAGAGAUUAUACUGUCUAGACAUGGAGUAGAUGUUUCUACCCUCUCUCCCUCUCAGGUCGACCUCUUCCGGACAGCGGAUUCGGGUCAACAAAUGCGGCUGGUCGAGCUUUGGCGAAUAUGUCCUCCUAAUUACGGCGGGCAUGCUUUGACAAAUGGUACCGUGAACUUUCCCGUCACCAGUUUUGAACAAGAGGAGACCAUGGCUAGGCUACGGUAUGAGCGCCUGAUGCAGGAAGAACAUUCGUCCCGAGCCGGUGGAGAUCCUCAAGCUCUGGACAGCGAGUCCACCAUGAGCGACGAGAGUACGGCUACACCUAUCACCCCUAUCCAGGGUGGUGAUGGACGAUGGAACUCAGCAGAACCAUAUAUGGUAUCAGGCUACGCACUCCUCGCACAGCGUGAAUAUGAGCAGUCAGCGGUACCAUCGAAGGAUGUCUAUUCCCAUUUCGGCACAUCUGUCGGCGGACCGACAUAUAAUCAAGCCACGGACCCUGUUUACAACACCGUUGAAGACAUUCACAAAUUCCCGAAUGUUGGCGGUGACUGGGCACGGCUUCUCGAGCAACGUCAACAGGCGAUGGAGAAUCAAUACGGCUCUUUCACGCAAUUCCAGCACAACGCAGGUUUGACGAUGGCGGGAGAGGAUGAGGAGAUGUUGUAAAUAUCACAUCGCAUAAGUUGAUAGGCAUAUUACACAGUCCGUAGAGUUUAGUUUGUUUCUGGGAUGGAAAGAAAGGGGCUUGUUUUCAGGGCGGAGGAUAUUUGAGGUUUGACAAGGGCA